UACUCUCCCUCUUUCUGCCGCACACACACACGCACACACACGCACACACACGCCGUGCUCCACAGGCCUGCAGACUUUGUCCUUGUCUUUGUCUCAGACUUUGUCAUUGAUGACAGUGGAAAAGGCGAGGUAGCCAAGCUCGGAGUUAUCGCUGUGGACACUUGACAGUCAUGAGAAGAAGUGUGUGUUCUCUGCUGGUGCUGGUGUGUGCCGUCAGGGCUCUGGAUCAGCUGAAUAUGUGUAUGGAUGCCAAACACCACAAGACUGAGCCAGGGCCUGAGGGGGCUCUUUACCAACAGUGUUUCCCGUGGCGCUCCAACGCGUGCUGCACUGCCAACACCACGGAGGAGGCGCAUGCGGACAACUCGUACCUGUACAACUUCAACUGGAACCACUGCGGCGCCAUGAGCGAGCGCUGCAAACGCCACUUCAUCCAGGACACCUGCUUCUACGAGUGCUCACCUCACCUGGGGCCGUGGAUACAGAAGGUUGACCAGUCCUGGCGUAAGGAGCGGAUCGUGGACGUGCCCCUGUGCCUGGAAGACUGUGAGUCCUGGUACUCCGACUGCCAAGACAGCCUCACCUGCAAAGAGAACUGGCACAUAGGCUGGGACUGGAGCUCAGGGACUAACCAGUGCCCCAGCGGUGCCAAGUGCCAAACGUUUGCUGAAGUUUUCAAAUCAGCGAAGACCAUGUGUGAGGUCAUCUGGUCUAACUCUUACAGGUACACCACUCUGAAGAAGGACAGUGGUCGCUGCAUGCAGUUAUGGUUUGAGGGCCCCACCAACCCAAACCUGGAAGUGGCACGCUAUUACCUCAACAACGCCACCCCUCAGGCUGUUGGCAUGGCAACCACCCUCCUCCUGCCCCUCCUCGGCCUACUGCAUGUUGCAUCCAUAGCAUGAGCGAGAGAGAGAGA
This is a messenger RNA of Alosa sapidissima (American shad), 919 nucleotides long. RefSeq names its product folate receptor (gene folr). Gene Ontology annotation, cellular component: external side of plasma membrane. NCBI's taxonomy places the organism in Eukaryota, Metazoa, Chordata, Actinopteri, Clupeiformes, Clupeidae. The record is from RefSeq and is a predicted model, not a curated record. Bases 171 to 905 code for a protein of 244 amino acids. Gene Ontology annotation, molecular function: signaling receptor activity. The transcript is spliced from 6 exons.